Messenger RNA from Fusarium keratoplasticum, 1791 nucleotides. RefSeq lists its product as uncharacterized. NCBI's taxonomy places the organism in Eukaryota, Fungi, Ascomycota, Sordariomycetes, Hypocreales, Nectriaceae. The record is from RefSeq and is a predicted model, not a curated record. Bases 1 to 1791 code for a protein of 596 amino acids. The transcript has a single exon.
AUGGGGUCUCUAGACGAGUUCACAUUUUCCGGAACCGCCUACGUCCAGGGCAAGGCCACAGGAAGGCUCCUCGCCAGCAACCUCGAACUCAGCUUCUGGGGAGGUGUCGACCCGCACAAGAGCGAGAUCAUCGACCGCCACCAUCCCUUGAGCGGGCAACGUCUUCAAAACUCGAUCCUCGCUAUUCCAGGAGGCCGAGGCUCCUGUACUGGCAGCGGCAUUGUGCUGGAGCUUCUGCUUAACGGAAAGGCACCCGAGGCGAUGAUUUUUGAACGACGCGAGGAUAUCCUCACUUUGGGGGUUAUGAUUUCGGAAGAAGUCUUUCAAAAAUCAAUUCCAGUUUUGGUCUUGAAAAAGGAGGACUUUCGGGAGCUUUUAAAGUUCAAUGGUCGCGAUAUCUACGUUGACGGUGGUCAUGUUUCUACCAAGGAGCUGCCAAGACAACUAGCAUGCUCUUCGAAUGAUGUCGAAGAGGAUGCUCUAGAUCUUGGAACCACGCCUACUUUGGAGGGUGUCAAACUUUCCAGCCUUGAUGAGGCAUUCCUCAAGGGCGACUAUGGAGAGGCAUCACGUGUGGCAAUUCGCAUAGUACUGCGUAUGGCCCAUGUACUCGGCGCUACCGAGUUGAUGGAUGUGACACAAGUCCAUGUCGACGGGUGUGUUUAUACUGGUCCUGCGACUCUGGCUCUGGCAGAGAGACUCAGGGACUGGGGAGGUGAGGUCCGAGUCCCCACGUCCCUCAACUCCAUCUCAGUCGAUCAAAAACGAUGGCGUGCCUUGGGUAUCGAUACGACGUUUGGUGAAGCCGCUGAUAGGCUUGGGAAGGCCUAUACGGAUAUGGGAGCACGUCCGACCUUUACCUGCGCACCAUACCAGCUCGAAACCGCUCCCAAGUUAGGUGACCAGGUGGCGUGGGCAGAGUCAAAUGCCGUUGUGUAUGCCAACAGCGUGCUUGGGGCAAGGACCAUGAAGUAUCCCGACUUUCUCGACAUAUCCAUCGCCUUGACGGGGAGAGCACCUAAAGGAGGCCCUCAUAUCGAUGCCAACCGACUAGCCUCGGUCUGUAUCAAGAUCUCGGGGUUCGAGUUCAGUAAAGCGGUCGACGAUUCGUUUCCACCCUUGCUUGGCUACUACGUGGGGUCCUUAUCAACGAGCCAGAUCCCAGUGGUUGUGGGACUCGAGUCUUUUGAUCUUUCCAAGGACGAUUUAAAGGCAUUCGGGGCUGCUUUUGCUACAGUUUCCAGUGCACCGAUGUUUCACAUCGUUGGGGUGACGCCAGAAGCUACCACACUCGAGGCUGUGGUCACCCCUGAUUUCACGUCCGUCGAAGUCAACUUUACGGAACUGAUGGCGUGCUGGGAAAAGUUGAAUAGCGCCCCGAGACAUCAGCCUAUUGACCUGGUAUCUCUUGGAAACCCGCACUUUUCCCUCUCCGAGAUACGAAAGCUAGCAACUCUGUGCCGAGGUAGGGAGAAGUCGGCGAGCGUUGCCAUGAUCGUAACCUGCAGUCGCGCAACAUACGGUCUUGCCGGCCAAGCAGGCCUAAUAGACGAGCUGGAACGAUUUGGAGUGCAGAUCCUUACUGAUACAUGCUGGUGCAUGAUCACCGAGCCAGCGAUACCACCGGCUGCAAAGACCAUCAUGACAAACUCUGGAAAGUAUGCUCACUAUGGGCCAGGACUGACGGGAAGGGGCAUGUACUUUGGGAGCUUGGCUGGCUGUGUGGAAGCAGCUUGCUGUGGUCGUUAUGAUGCUGAGAUGCCAUCGUGGCUUGUGAGUGCACUUGCUUAA